AUGAAUCGAGCAGCAUUCCAACUUCCAUUUACGCGAAGAUUCUGCUUCUAUUCUACGUCGGGGGCAAACAGACUUCUCUCUAAAGCAUCGAAUCAUGCAACAUGGGCUGCAAUGUCCAAACCAACCAGAGACUUGGCACAGAGCAUCACUGAGACAGGUCCGAUCCAACGAAGGGUGGCACUAAGUCGUGCAAUCACACUUAUGGAGUCAAAGAAUCUAGAGCAUAAACAGCAAGCCGACAAUUUGCUCACUUACUUGCUUGCGAAACGACCGAAAGAUCAAGAGCCAUCACUUCGAAUUGGCUUUGCAGGACCUCCAGGGACUGGAAAAUCAACGAUGAUUGAAGCCUUUGGAAUGCAUCUUCUUGAGAAAGAUCCCGACCUACGAUUGGCAGCCGUUUGCAUUGACCCAGCAUCUGGAAUUUCAGGUGGGAGCAUUCUCGGCGACAAGACCCGAAUGACGGAACUAUCGCGUCACAAUCGUGCCUAUGUUCGACCAUCAAGUAAUGCGGGAGUUCUUGGGGGGUUGGCUGCUUAUACGGAUGAUGUUGUCACAACUUUGAGUGCUGCAGGAUAUCCACUCAUUCUAUUGGAGACUGUAGGGCUUGGACAAUCCGAAAUAGAGGUAGCGCAAUCCGUCGAUAUUCUCAUUUUACUUUUGCCGCCAGGAGGAGGGGAUGAGCUGCAAGGCGUCAAAAAGGGCAUCGUUGAGCUCGCAAACAUAAUUGCUGUGACAAAAGCUGAUGGCAAUUUACUGGAAGCGGCAAAGAAGACAGCCUCCGACUAUAGAGGUGCCCUGCGUGUAUUACAGAUCAGUGGUAGCAAUACCGAAAACAUUUUCAAACCUCCAGUGAUUAUGACCAGCUCUGUGGCAAAAGACGGAUUGGACGACUUAUGGCAAUCAAUUCAAGACUACAAAGCGUUUUUGAUGGAAAAUGAUCGAUGGGAGAAAAUGCGUCAAAGGCAAUCAAAAUACUGGAUGUGGAAGCAAUUCACACGACUUAUGCAGCAGUAUAUGAAAUCAGACCCAGAACUAGGCGACAAAGCGCAACACCUAGAAAGCGAGCUACUGCAUGGUGACUUGACACCAAGAGUCGCUGCCCAGGAACUUUUGGAGGGCGUCUUUGGAUCCUUGAGAAAGAAAUAA
This is a messenger RNA of Cylindrotheca closterium, 1146 nucleotides long. NCBI's taxonomy places the organism in Eukaryota, Bacillariophyta, Bacillariophyceae, Bacillariales, Bacillariaceae. The record is from the annotation of a GenBank genome assembly.